This is a messenger RNA of Callithrix jacchus (white-tufted-ear marmoset), 3594 nucleotides long. The record is from RefSeq and is a predicted model, not a curated record. NCBI's taxonomy places the organism in Eukaryota, Metazoa, Chordata, Mammalia, Primates, Cebidae.
CAUGUGGGGACACAGCAGCAAGAUGCCGUGUAUGAAAAUACAGCACCCUCACCAGACACUGAAUCUACCAGCACUUGAUCCUGGACUUCCCAGCCUUUAGGACUAUAAGCAAGACUCAAAACCACCAGGACUCCUGGAGAUCCACCAGCUACAUGAAGAAUGGGACAGAAUUCCCGAUCCGCUGCAGUUCAGGGGAAGGUCAAAAGCUUCCUGAGUCAGGACGUGGUGACUGUGAGUGGGGCCUCCUUAAGCCAUCUGACCCCUGCUUGUCCUGUCCCAGGGCUCUCCUUCCCCUUCAGGGCUCCUGCCUGGGGAAGGUGCACUCUGGCCCACCCCAGAGCCUGUGAUGGGGCAAACAAGAGCUCUUAGCUAAAAGCUGCGGGUUUGCCUCUCACUUGCAUGUAGGGAAGUGACAUGGAGACUGCCCCCUGUGAAGAGCAAUAGCUCUUCUCACACAGAGAUGGCCAACUUCAUUCAUUCAUUCAUUUCUUCAUUAGUUUGUUUGUUCAUUCAUGGAGUCAACAAAUAUUGGGCGCUUAUGUGCCAAACAUUGUGCUAGGCUCUUGUGGGUACAGCAAUGAAUGCAGUGAACAAGAUAGAGUUGCUACCCUCAUAGAAUUACUAACAAGGAAGACAUGCACCAUUACCAUGUGAUGAGCGUUACAGGCGUACUAGGGGCACAGGGAUUAAAACCGUAGACGCUUUCCAGUUCUAGGCUGAGCUUGUGUGCUGGGUUGACUUGGGGCCACUGUUGUCUCUUGAGAAAGGUUGUGAUCUGCUCCAAGCUGCUGGGUUUAGAAAGAUAGAAUCAGCUGGAGACAAAAGACUUAAGGCUAAGAAAGUGAAGCCAGCAGCAGAGAGGAUAAAGAUAGACAGGAUCCGAGUCCAGACACUCUCAGAGGUAAAACAGAGACAGGUCUCUGGUGGGUGAGAGGAAGGGAGGCAGUGAGCAAAAGCCACCAGCCGGCAGCUCUGCAGUCAGGGAUGGUCAUGGGAAAAAUGGUGUUAAAGGGGGGGGAUGUGGGGCAAGGGCAGAUGGCAAGCAGUUAGGAGACAGAUAUCCGUGUCGGGAAGUAGAGUCUGCAAACGUAAGUUGCCCUGAGAAACUCAACAGGAAAGGAAAUGUGGUGGGUAGGAGGUUUGUGGGGAGAUCCAGACAGAGAGAAGCAGGGUAAGGGAAGGUGAGUGUUUUUAAAUGCUAGGAGAUGCCUGAGUAUGCUUAUAGGUGGGGGAAGAAGGCAGCAGAGAAAGGAAGACUGCACAUAAGGAAAAAAAGAGGAGAUAAGAGGGGCCUGCAGGCUCUGAGAGGGCUGCAGAGGCAACAAGCAGAAGGCAGGCUGGCUUCCCUGAGGAGGGGGCUUCCCUCUUCAUCCCAGGGAGAAGGAAGGAACUUGAGAUGCUGAGGUAUCCAGAGGGAACGGGAGAAACUUGUGCUAACGUGCACAUAUGUACCGAAUUUGCACAGUUGUAACUAAACUGGCACAAAGUAACAUGGGUCGCCUACACACACAUGCACACGCGUACCUGUAUGCACGCCUUCUAUCAGGAAUGCUGGGAAAUCACAUCACACACACAUGCACACGCGUACUGUAUGCACGCCUUCUGUCACGAAUGCUGGGAAAUCACAUCACACACACAUGCACACGUGUACAUGUAUGCACGCCUUCUAUCACGAAUGCUGGGAAAUCACAUCACACACACAUGCACACGCGUACCUGUAUGCACGCCUUCUAUCACGAAUGCUGGGAAAUCACAUCACACACACAUGCACAUGCGUACUGUAUGCACGCCUUCUAUCACGAAUGCUGGGAAAUCACAUCACACACACAUGCACACACGUACAUGUAUGCAUGCCUUCUAUCACGAAUGCUGGGAAAUCACAUCACACACACAUGCACACGCGUACUGUAUGCACGCCUUCUAUCACGAAUGCUGGGAAAUCACAUCACACACACAUGCACACGCGUACAUGUAUGCACACCUUCUAUCAGGAAUGCUGGGAAAUCACAUCACACACACAUGCACACGUGUACAUGUAUGCACGCCUUCUAUCACGAAUGCUGGGAAAUCACAUCACACACACAUGCACACGCGUACAUGUAUGCACGCCUUCUAUCAGGAAUGCUGGGAAAUCACAUCACACACACAUGCACACGCGUACCUGUAUGCACGCCUUCUAUCACGAAUGCUGGGAAAUCACAUCACACACACAUGCACACCCUGGAAACCAGGCCUGGGGCAGCCCGUGGGCUGUGGGAGGCCACUUGCAGUGUGGAGGGGAGCAAAGCCGGGGGAAUCAGUUUCAGACCCAGCACCAGAAGCCCUGGCUCCAGGCUUUCACUUGUCCUCUCACAGCCCAGCUGACUUCAGUGAAAUGACUUCAUUUCUGGUGAUUCUGUUGCCUGAAGGGUGAAUGAGGGUGAAUCAUACCCACUUUGCCAAAAACAGGGCUGGUGAGGCUCACCUGAAAGGAAAGCUUCCUUCCUGUGUCUCUUCCUCUGCAGAAAGUCCAGGCAAGGAGAUGAGUACCCAUGAGGCCCUAGACACUCCAGUUCUCCCUGACCACCUGACACACAGCACUCACCCAAAACCUGUUGCAGUAGGUCCAGGCUCUGCUGAUGCCAAAGUCUCUUCCUCCUGCCCUCUUCAUGCCCCACCCACUCCACACCCAAAAGCCUUCCCAGAGUCCCCUUCCCCAACCCAGCACCUACUCAACCAGCAGCAACCCAAACCCAAGUGAGAGUGGGGCCAGUUUGUGCCUUGUUUGCAUUCCAUUGCUGUCCUUGUUUCUCUUCUGUGACCUCUCUGGGGAUGCUUUGUUGGGUACAGCUAGGCUAUCCUGGAGAAAUCUCUAGUCGGCCUUGGAAAAGGCAAAGAAAGACGGAGCACGUGCUACUGGCAGCUUCUGAGCCUUCCCACCUGUCUCUCCCUCCUCCAACCUCAGAGCCCUCUGCCCUGCCCUGAACCUUUGCCUACGUUCCCUGGUUGUUUGGGUCACUGGGUCUCUGAGGCCACAGGUCUCCAAGAGUUUCUGAUCUUUCCUUUAGAAAUUUCUACUUGCCGGGGGAGAGACUGAGCUGGGAGGCAGUAACUCUCAGUAUUACCAAAGGAAUGUCCACUACCUGAGCAUCAGCAGGACCGGAUCCUGGUAGCCCACAGAGAGGGGCAAGGAAUGCUCAGCUCUCCCCACACUCCAAAAUGCUGCUGUCACUGGGGUUGGGGUGGAGUCACCAUCCUGCCACUUCUCAAGGCACAGCCAAUGUUUGCUCUCUGCCUGUUUCGUCCAGGGAUGGGGAACAUGGCGAUAUGAGGGGGCAGGGGACUAACGAGAGGCAGGAAGUGUCACCAAGCCACGUGGUGAGGGUGGGGGAUGGCACUGUUUCUCCUCCUUACUCCUCUGCCAGUGCAUCCAUGCCAGCCACCAGUAUGGCCUCCAACCACUCAAACACUCAGAAAAAGCUCGCAGCCCGGCUGAGCCCCAUUGGCUUCUGUCAGCCUGUCUGCCUGUGCCCUUGCCCAGGGAGUCUGGUGGGGCCUUUCUCCUUGCUCCGUGAGGAGGGCUCUUGAGCAGUGGUGGGAAUGGCUUGUCUUGAA